AUGGAGGCAAAAGAGGGCCAUGGCACCAAUGGUGGUGAUUAUAGAAGAGAGGGUUCAGCAGAAUCAUUCAACGAGCUUGUCAACGAAAUGAUUUCAAACCAACAUGACAUAAAGACCUUUGCUUUCAGGACCAAGGCCAUGCAAUUACGAUCCUCUGAUGUUACGUUUCCGCUUGCACAUGCUACUCGUACUCGCCUACAAUGUGGUUCACUUGCUGAGGGGGAAGCAGAAGAGGGAGUUCUGUGA
Molecule: messenger RNA, 246 nt
Organism: Dovyalis caffra
Lineage: Eukaryota; Viridiplantae; Streptophyta; Magnoliopsida; Malpighiales; Salicaceae
Source: the annotation of a GenBank genome assembly